AUGCACGCCGCCGCCGCGGCCGCCGCCGCGGUCGCGCCGGUCGGGGCGCCGCGCUCACGAGGGCUCCGCCGCCCUCACGGUCGCGCGGCGGUCGUCCGGGGCGCGAGCGCGUCGUCGUCCUCGGACGCGUCGUCGUCGUCGUCGUCGUCGUCGUCGUCGUCGUCGUCGUCGAAUCCGCCUCGCUCUCGCGACUUUCGCUUCUGCGUCGACCGCGGCGGGACGUUCACGGACGUCUACGCGGAAGUCCCGGACGCCGCGAACCCGUUCCGCACGUUGAAGCUCCUGAGCGAGGACCCGGCGAACUACGAGAGCGCGCCCAGGGAGGGGAUACGACGCAUCCUGGAGGAAGUCACGGGGAACGCCAUCCCGCGAGACGCGCCGGUGCCGACGGAACGCAUCGAGUUCAUCCGCAUGGGGACCACGGUCGCGACGAACGCGCUGCUCGAGCGCGAUGGCGCUCGGUCCGCGCUCGUCGUCACGCGCGGGUUCAAAGACCUCCUCGAGAUCGGGAACCAGGCGAGGCCGGACAUCUUCGACCUGAAGAUCGAGCGCCCGUCGCGGCUGUACGAGAGGGUGUUGGAGGUGGACGAGAGAGCGCGCGUCCUGGACACGAGAUCUCGCGCGAGCGAUCGCGAAGCCGCUUCCGCCGCUUCAGCCGCCGCGGACGACGACGGCGCGGCGGGCGGCGUCGUCGUCGCCGGCGUGACCGGCGAGGAUAUCCUCGUCGAGCGCGCGAUCGACCUCGAGGCGCUCAGGCCGCGGCUUCAGGCGCUCCUGGACGACGGGAUCAAGUCGCUCGCGGUAGUUUUCAUGCACGCGUACGCGUUUCCAAAUCACGAGCGCGCCGCGGGCGAUCUCGCGCGAUCGAUGGGGUUCGAGCGCGUGUCCACGUCGAGCGAGCUCGUGCCGAUGGUGAAGAUCGUGCCGAGGGGGCACACCGCGAGCGUGGACGCGUACCUCACGCCGUGCAUUCGUACGUACUUGGACGCGUUUCUGUCCGGGUUCGACGACGGCUUGAAAGACGUCAACGUAUCGUUCAUGCAAUCGGACGGCGGGCUCACCCCGGCGGGCUCGUUCAGCGGGUACAAGGCGAUCCUGUCCGGCCCCGCGGGCGGGGUCGUCGGGUUCGCGCGGACGACGUCCGGGGAGGCGGACGGCGCGCCGGUCAUCGGGUUCGACAUGGGCGGCACGUCCACGGACGUGAGCCGGCACGACGGGGCGUCGACGGGGUUCGAGCAAGUCACUGAGACGCGAACCGCGGGGGUGACGAUUCAGGCGCCGCAGCUGGACAUCACGACCGUCGCCGCGGGGGGCGGGUCGAAGCUGACGUUUCGAUCGGGGACGUUUCGCGUCGGCCCGGAAUCCGUCGGGUCGCAGCCCGGGCCGGUGUGUUAUCGCAAGGGCGGGAAGGAGCUGUCCGUGACGGACGCCAACGCGCUGCUGGGGAGGGUGUCGCCGGCGUAUUUUCCAAAGAUAUUCGGCCCGACCGAGGACCAGCCGCUGGAUAUCGAUGCCGUUCGACGCGCGUUCGAGGCGGAGGCGGAUACGAUCAACUUCGAGCUCGGGUUCGACGGAAAAGACGAUUCGAAGCCGAAGCUGACCCCGGAGGAAGUCGCGCUCGGGUACGUGCGCGUCGCGAACGAGGCGAUGUGCCGGCCGAUUCGCGAAAUCACGGAGAGCAAAGGCGUCGAGACCGCGGCGCACGCGCUCGCGGCGUUCGGCGGCGCGGGGCCGCAGCACGCGUGCGCUAUCGCGCGCGCGCUCGGCAUGCGACGCGUGUUCGUGCACAGGUUCUGCGGGAUCUUGUCCGCGUACGGCAUGGGGCUCGCGGACGUCGUCGCCGAGGCGCAGCGGCCGUUCGCCGCGUCCGCGCUGUCCGAGGAUGGGAGACGAGCGGCGCGGCGAGCGUCGGACGAGCUCAGAGCGCGCGUGGUGUCGGAACUCGCGGCGCAGGGCUUCGCGAUGGACGACAUCGCGACGGAGACGCUGCUGAACCUGCGGUACGAGGGCACGGACACGGCGAUCAUGACGUCGGGAGGAGAGCGACGACACGGCGCGGACGGCGGCGACGCGGGCGUCGAUUUCGAAUUCGAUUUCGAAUUCGAAUUCGAUUUCGAUUUCGUCGCCGCGUUCGGCGAGCGCUUCCGCCGAGAGUACGGGUUCGACCUCGCCGGUUCCCGAGACGUCGUCAUCGACGACGUCCGCGUGCGCGGCGUCGGGAGCGCGUCGCUGCUCACGCGCGUGCCCGUGGACGUCGCGAAGGACGACGAGCCGCUCCCCGAGCCGGACAGCGUCGCGGAGGUGUACUUCGAAGGCGGACUCGAGUGGACGAAGACGCCGGUGUUUCUCGCGGAGGCACUGAAGUUUAAACACGCGAUCAGAGGCCCCGCGGUGGUGAUGAACGGCACCUCGACGUGCGUCAUCGAGCCCGGGUGCGUCGCGUCCGUGACCGAGUUCGGCGACCUUUCUAUCGACGUGCACCCGACGCCCACCGCGGAGAGAGAAGAAGACGCGGAGACGGCGAUCGAAGAAGAAAAAGACGAACCGACGCCCGAAGAAGAAGAAGAAGAAGAGGACGCAUACCAAUCCCCAGACGCGGUCCAGCUGUCGAUAUUCAACAACCGGUUCAUGGGCAUCGCGGAGCAGAUGGGCCGAACGCUGCAGCGCACGUCCACGUCGACGAACAUCAAAGAGCGUCUGGACUUCAGCUGCGCGUUGUUCGGCCCCGACGGCGGCCUCGUCGCCAACGCGCCGCACGUCCCCGUGCACCUCGGCGCGAUGAGCAGCACGGUGAAGUGGCAGCUCGAUCGGUGGAACGGCUCCGAUGAACGCUCGCGAUUGAACCCGGGGGACGUCCUCGUGACGAACCACCCGUCCGCGGGGGGGUCGCACCUGCCGGACAUCACCGUGAUCACACCCGUGUUUAGGGACGGCGAGUGCGUUUUUUUGGUCGCGUCGCGGGGGCACCACGCCGACGUCGGCGGGAUGACCCCCGGGUCGAUGCCGCCGUUCUCGAGAACGCUCGCGGACGAGGGCGCGGCGAUCAAGACGUUCAAACUCGUCGAGGGCGGCGUUUUCAUGGAGGAGGGGAUCACCGCGCUGCUCACGAAGCCCCCGGACGGCAGCCCCGGGACGCGAAAACUACGCGACAACCUCAGCGACCUCGCCGCGCAAGUCGCGGCGAACCAGCGCGGUAUCGCGCUCAUCGACGAGCUCAUCGACGAGCACGGUUUGUGCAAAGUCCAGGCGUACAUGCGCCACGUCCAGGACAACGCGGAGCUCGCGGUGAGGGACACGGUGAGGGAGUACGCGUCGAGGCUAAAGCGCGAGCGUCCGACCGCGUCGGACGCGUCCGACCCCGAACACCGCGUGUCGCUCACCGCGGAGGACAAGAUGGACGACGGAAGCGUCGUGAAGCUGACGCUGACGCUCGACACGCGCGACGGCAGCGCGGUGUUCGACUUCACCGGGACCUCCGACGAGGUGCGCGGGAACUGGAACGCGCCGCCCGCGGUGACGACGGCGGCGGUGAUUUACUGCGUCCGGUGCCUCGUGAACCAGGAAAUCCCUCUGAACCAGGGCUGCUUAUCCCCGAUCACGAUCGUCGUCCCGGACGGGACGUUCCUGUCCCCGAACGACGGCGCCGCGGUCGUCGGCGGGAACGUCCUCACGUCCCAGCGCGUCACGGACGUGUGCUUCGCCGCGUUCGAGGCGUGCGCGAACAGUCAGGGGUGCAUGAACAACUUGACGUUCGGGGACGACACGUUCGGAUACUACGAGACGAUCGGCGGCGGCGCCGGGGCUGGCCCGACGUGGGACGGCGCGUCAGCGGUGCAGUGCCACAUGACGAACACGCGGAUCACGGACCCGGAGAUCAUGGAGCGGCGGUACCCGGUGGUGGUGCGGCGAUUCGCGAUUCGCAACGGCAGCGGCGGCGACGGCGCGCGAAAAGGCGGCGACGGGAUCGAGCGCGCGAUCGAGUUUCUCGCGCCGGUGACCGUGUCCGUCUUGACCGAGCGAAGGGUGUUCGCCCCGCGCGGCGCGCGAGGCGGCGGCGACGGCGCGAAGGGUCUGAACACGCUGACGAGGAGGAGGAAGGACGACGGCGGCGGCGGCGACGGCGGCGAGGAAAAGGAUAUCGGCGGAAAGAACACGGUGACGGUGUGCGCGGGGGACGUGCUGACGAUACGCACCCCGGGCGGGGGCGGGUACGGGGAGAAGACGACGCGGGCGCGGGAGACGCGAUAG
This is a messenger RNA of Micromonas pusilla CCMP1545, 4248 nucleotides long. Its product is annotated as oxoprolinase family protein. Gene Ontology annotation, molecular function: 5-oxoprolinase (ATP-hydrolyzing) activity. Gene Ontology annotation, biological process: glutathione metabolic process. Lineage: Eukaryota; Viridiplantae; Chlorophyta; Mamiellophyceae; Mamiellales; Mamiellaceae. Gene Ontology annotation, cellular component: cytosol. Bases 1 to 4248 code for a protein of 1415 amino acids. The transcript is spliced from 3 exons. The record is from RefSeq and is a predicted model, not a curated record.